GAGUUCAAUAAUAAUAAUACCAUUCUUAUUAACAUUUAUAGGCUGACUAAGUGAUUUUGGUACAGGUACACCAACACAUAUAUCGAAAGAGAGAAAUACACAUCACUCUAAAAUGUCAGACGCAGACUGGAAGGCCAUCGCGGAACACGCAGACGCCGUGCUCGCUAGCCCUAGUAUCGGAGGCUGCCACGAGAUCUUGACAAACGCCUACGAAAAUGGAGUGCGACACCCAGAGAUUCUCUGGCGUCUGGGCCGCUCCUACUACGAAAUGGCUGAGGAGUCCUCUGAUAAAAAGUUAUCAGUGUCUUACAAGGAAAAAGGGUUAGCGUUAUGCCAGCAAUCUCUUCAGGAGAAUCCGAAUAACUUUGCAGCGCACAAGUGGCUCGGUAUCCUCCUCUCUGCACAGGAUGUUGGUAAUAAGAAAAGGAUUGAGAACGCGUAUAUUAUCCGGGACCACUUUCUAAAGGCUUUAGAACUGAACCCUAAGGAUGCAAACUCACUCCAUUGUAUGGGUAAAUGGUGUUGGUCAGUCCUGAAGAUAAGUUGGGUAGAGCAAAAGGCCGCAAAGUUGCUCUUCGGGGAGCCCCCGAAGUCGACUGUCGAGGACUGCUUGAAGUACCUAUUAGCUUCGGCUGAGGCUGGAAAUACAAUUCAUAACUCUGUGCUCAUCGGCGAUGUGUAUUACUAUGAUAAAAAAAAGGAAAAGGCUAAAUUAUGGUAUCAGAAAGCGAUCGAAAUGCCUGUAAACAACAUGUUGCAGAAAAAAUAUUACGAGGCAGCAGAGGCUAAGCUAACAAAAUGCUAGCCAAGUCUUUAAAAAUAAAAAUGUAAUGUAAAAGAGCUGAGUAUGGCGUGUUUAUUGGUGUUUCAUAUUUCCUGUCAUCAAGAUCUAGGAUCCAACAUGCAGGAACAAUACGGGUUAAAUCAAAGGCAAGACAGGAAAUGAAAUUUCCACCCCAUACCCCUUAAAAACUCUUAAUGAUAGAAUGUGGAAAGAUAUGUUAUUACUUGAAUCAAUAUUCAGUAUUCCUAAAUCUAUUGAUCGUUCCUUGAGUAUAUCCGAUGUCUUUUGACGGAUUCAAACUGCAAAUCAUAUACAAAUGUCAUUUUCAGUUAGAUUAUAUUCCUUUAUCAAAAGCCGUAUUUUUUGUGUGUGUGUUUAAUAAGAUAACUUGGUCAUCAGGAGGAAUGUGUAGAAGUAAAAUAAGGAUGGCUGAAGGGGAACUCUUUUGUAAUAUGAAACAAACAUCAGCAGUCUUUUUAUCUUCUUUUAAAUAGUCGAUUGUUCUUUUAUCUCUUUAACAAUUCCUGAAAAUACAAAUUUACCAAUAACGAAACGAAAGAAAAGGUAUUGGUGUUUAAAUUUGCCAUAUUUUUUGUGAAUCCAAGUCCCUUCAAAACACCCGAAUUUGCUUUGGAAAGGUCUUUGAAUAACUCUUCGUUAGAUCUCUUUUCUAGAUUGAUGUAUAGCUUGGCUAGCGAAGUUUUAUCUAAGCAGCUAAUUUAUUAAUAUAAGUAUUAUCUCAGAUUUGUGGAAAUCAACCAAACACCAUAUAUCAAUGUGCUUCUUAACACAAUGUUUGAAAGGGGUGAAAUUAUCCUUAUCACUUUCCAUGGAAUGAAAAAACAACCGGGAAGAAGACCUUAUGUGAAUCAUUUAGAAAUUCCUUCCUAGGUAAAAUAUUUCAAAACUGU
Phytomonas sp. Hart1 is the source of this 1695-nucleotide messenger RNA. The record is from the annotation of a GenBank genome assembly. NCBI's taxonomy places the organism in Eukaryota, Euglenozoa, Kinetoplastea, Trypanosomatida, Trypanosomatidae.